AGGCUUGAAAUAUUUCUCUUUAUGUGUAACGAAUCUAGAAUAUAUGACAUUUUUUUAGAAGCAUCCGUAAAUGUUAUUUGUUUACAUCAAAUAAUCACAUAGCUUAGGUUGUCAUGAACAAACACAAGAAAUGACAUGUAUAUAAAUAAAAGUAAUGUCACUAAUUAUUUUCAAGGUAUAUUUUUUUGUUGUUAGGAAGCGUACAGGUUAUAUCCUGAUGCACAGGAUUGUAUUGUGGAAGUGUCCCGAAGUAUCGUGAGCUGAUAUUUUUAGCUUAUCGCCCAUCCUUAAUUGCAGAGUAAACCUGGUGAUGGAGGAAGUAAGAAAUAGAGUAAGAAAGUGAGAAGGUGUUUCAUCCUGAAUUAUAAUUGCAAGCUAUAUUAUAUCUAAGUUAAGUAACAGCGGGGUUGUCACUGCGAACAUGUUUCUGAGUGAUCAUUCAAGCGUUUUUGUUUUUUAUUUUUACACCCGCACUUUACAGUUGCGCACGUAUUUAUGUCGUAAAACGUUCAAACGGACUGAAGACACAGGAGCCGAAACAAAAUAUUGACCUUAUGAAGAUGGGUAUUCUGAAUACGGCUAUUAGUGUGUUUCGAUAUGUAAACAUAACUCCGAAGCGAAAGAAAUAAAGCUAUAAAGACACUAUGAAAGAGCGGAAGACGACUAGCUGGAGAAUAAAACAAACUUCCCAGAGAGAUUUGCAGAGAUUUUUCAUCUAAUACCAUAAAAUACAUUUUAACACCAUUUUCUCACGUGUGAAAACAUAACCCACGUUUGAUGUCUUUUUGUUCUCUCCUCACAUUCAAAGUAGGGUAUGCAAAUUUUUGCACCGGCUGUUGACAGAAGGGUGGAGACGAUACCUCUCAGAACAAGCGUUCCCUAUCUGGUGUGUUGUAUUCAGACUCGGGAGGCAUGUAAUCAUGUCAGGUUCGACAGGUUUGCGCCCUGCUUAGGGCUACACCUUCAAUUACAUAACACGACACGCACGUUGCUCAGUGUGUUUGAAGAAGAUGCGAGCACUCUUACGGACUACAGCAACCAGUUCUUGCAGUCUAUGCAAAGAGUGUUUGGGGCACAGAAUGAGAUGGCCCUUGCUACCGAGCAGCUCUCAAAACAGUUACUUGCGUAUGAGAAACAGAACUUUGCUCUAGGGAAAGGAGAUGAAGAGGUAAUCAGCAUGCUUCAGCAUUUUGCCAAAACCAUGGAAGAGCUGAACUCUCUGCAUGUUGAUUUGGCCACUCAGAUGGCUGAUAGGAUGGUGUUUCCCAUGGUGCAGUUCAGGGAGAAGGACCUGACUGAAAUAAGCACGUUGAAAGAGAUAUUUGGAAUCGCCACUGACGAGCACGAGGCCGCAAUGAUCAAGUACAGCCGACUACCCAAGAGGAGGGAGAACGAGAAGCUGAAAGCCGAGCUGGUUAGUGAGGUGGCGUACUGUCGGAGGAAGCAGCACCAGGCCUCCAUGCAGUAUUACUGUGCUCUUAACGCCUUACAGUACAGGAAGAGAGUGGCCAUGCUGGAGCCCAUGCUGGGAUACACACAAGCCCAGAUCAACUUCUUUAAGAAAGGCAUAGAGCUGGUCUCCAAGAAAAUGGACAGUUUCCUGGCUUCUGUGAACAGUAUGUCUGAGAGUGUUCAGGCGCAGUUGGAUGCUGAGGCAGAGAGCAUGCGUAUGUCUCAGAGAGAGCUGUUGUCAGUGGACGAUAUAGUCUACAUGCCUGACCAAGACCCGACACCAGUCAACCGCACACUCAUACAGAAAGCAGGCUACCUCAACAUUAGGAAUAAGACGGGCCUGGUGAGCACAGCUUGGGACCGGCUCUACUUCUUCACCCAGGGGGGGAACCUGAUGUGCCAGCCGCGCGGCGCUGUGGCAGGUGGCAUGGUGCUCGAUCUGGAUAACAGCUCCGUCAUGGCCAUCGAGUGCGAGGACAGGCGUUACUGCUUUCAGAUCACGUCACCUAGCGGGAAAACGUCUAUGAUUCUUCAAGCUGAGAGCAAAAAAGAGUAUGAGGAGUGGAUCUGCACCAUUAACAACAUUUCUAGACAGAUCUACCUGACUGACAACCCUGAGGCUGUGGCCAUCAGGCUCAAUCAGACUGCCAUCCAGGCGGUUACUCCCAUCACCAGCUUUCAAAAGAGAGCAGAGGGUUCCCCAAACCCUGACAGGGCUAAGCCAGGCGCAGUGGUCCCUGGCAGUAUUAAGAAAGCCCCUGCUGUCCCUGAGCCUGAAGACCUGAUUGCCCCUGGGACACCCAUCCAGUUCGAUAUUGUCCUUCCAGCAUCCGAGUUCCUGGACCAGAACCGGGCGGGAGGAAGGCGCACGAACCCUUUCGGUGAGACCGAAGUGGACGGCCCUUCGAGUGCGGACGACUCCUUGCUACAGCAGGUGUUUGCCGUGCGUUUCCUGGGCUCUAUGGCAGUCCGCUCUGGACAUACACAGGAAGUUAUCUAUGAGGCCAUGAGGCAGGUUCUAGCUGCUCGCGCGAUACACAACAUAUUUAAAACCAGCGAGUCGCACCUGAUGGUAACAAGCAGCUGCCUCCGGUUGAUUGACCCUCAGACGCAGGUCACUAAAAUCAGUUUCCAGCUCAGGGACGUCACCCAGUUCGCAGCGCAUAAGGAGAACAGCCGGCUCAUGGGCUUCGUGGUGGAGGGGAGGGACUGGAACGUGGCGGAUGAGGAAGGAGCGGCAUCCUUCAGUGCCUUUGUGUUUGAGAGCAACACUGAGGGAGAGAAGAUCUGCUACACAAUAAACAUCGGCAAGGAGAUUACAGAAGCUAAGAAGGAUCCAGACGCUCUGGCCGAGCUGAUGAAGUCUGUUCCGCUGACCAGUGACGGGAAGUUCCUGCUGCUGGAGAGCGAGACAGGAGAGGCGGCGAACGGAGAAGGAGAGGAUGACUUGGAGUCUGAGGCCUGAAAGUUGUUUAGGUUUCUCAAAGGAUAAGCGCUGACCUAGUUUAUUAUUUUUUUCUCGUCUCUUAUACUCUAACGAAGAUCUAAGGAGCUGAUCCUAGAUAUACACUUUACAUACGCACCGACUAUAGACUCUUAUGUUAUGGUACGUUUACGGCUCUGUUCUAACACUCCUGACGUCUGUCUCGAUGCUAAAUACCAAGUUUUGCUCUUAUACAAAUAAUCAACAAAGAGGGCUAAAGAUGGAGGUUGAAGAGGGAGUUUUACAUUCUAGCAGCUAAAUCAAUCCAGAGCAACAUAGUUCAUGCUAAAUACUGCACACCACCCCACUCUGAUCAGGUUCAGAUCAGAAUCUGGCAAAUCGUUGCCGUUUUUUUUUUUCUUUCCAUCGUGACCACGUUCACAUCGUCCUACGGCAUGAUCGAGACUCUUAAUAGCUGCUCUUCUCCGUUACAGUAAGGGAGCGCGAUGAAAAGACGAGGCUAGCGAAGAGUACCGCUCUCAUAUACAUGAAUAUCAGACAGGUUCGGACUUCUACUUGCACUUUCUCCCGACGCCUUCGCUCAAUAUAUUUCUCUCUGCAUAGUUCAGGAUUAAGGAGCUUGAUGUAAAGGCGUACCGUUUUAUUACUCUGACGUACUGAGACUUCUUCAGGCGCGAUCACGCUACACGGACGUCCGAUUUUGCAUUUAUUGAGAUUUCUAGAUCAAAUACGUUUGCUAAGCACAUCGCAGUAAUAGAAAGCCCGUGCGCUUGAGAUUCGACACACAGUACUGCUUAGCUAGACUGGCAACUUUCCCCGCUUAAGGCACAGGAUCGAACGGCACUUCCCAGAGCUACGUAUACUGCAUGUUGAGUUUUGGGUAAUUGCACUAAUCGGAAUGUAAAAGUAAUAGUACUGUAAUCCGGCUAAAUUCCACGCGGUUUGUCGAGAGAAAAUUUCUUUCCUUACGUGAUGACUGUGAAGCUGGUCCGGACCUCUGUGUGCCGAUUUACUUACUUACUUACGAAGAACGAGGCGUGUUUCAGCACACGUCACUGAACUAAAAUUUCUCAGGUCCUUUGACUUACGGAAAUACUUUUUACAUUCCUUUGUUACCAUUUAAUCUGAAAAUCUCUCACCCAGGGUCUGGUGCUCUGUUUACAGUAAAAUGACAUGCACUUUUGGAGGUUUAAAAUAUAGUUUACAUGAAAUAAAAUGAAGAAAAACGAAUACUAAAAGAAGAGAUUUUAAAAAAAAAAUAAUUCAUCGCUAACAGUUAGUAUUAUGAUAACUCCAUUCUAAUAUGCGUCGUUUUUGUUUUUAAAAGCUGGCCGUGUAAAAGCGGAGUACGUUUUCAACGAGAUGGAGAUAAUACAACUUUUUGGGUAUUUUUGUCCCCUUUACAUGUAAAAUAUAAGCACUUCAGUUUUUAACGGUUAAUCAUCCAGUGGCGAUAGUUCAGUCCGCUAAAUUCAGAACCACUUUAUUUCAAAUUAACCUUUAAUUUUGCAGCUCGUGUGGCUUCCUGACUCCAUUUCUAUUUCUUCCGAAAGGGCUUUCCCCCCCCCCCCUCCUACUACAUGUUCCUUUAUCUGCUUGCUUAGCUGUAUUGAAAGAUAGUGGGUGUGUGCCUGCAGGCAUCAUUUUAAAUUAUCUGCUGCGAUCUGAAUCACGAGUUUGCCGCACUUUAGUAUUGUGUAUUAAAAAAAAAAACCAAAUAUGGAUGUGGAUUAUAAGAAGUCUACACACCCCCAGAUAAAACGGCAGGUUUUUGAAACUAAGAUAAAUCAUGUCCGAACUUUUUUCCCGCCCUCAAUGUAAAAUUACAUCAUCUAAAAAAUGUAAUGGAAUUUUUAUAUAUAUAUAUAUAUAUAUAGAGAGAAACAUUUUAGGGGAAAAAUAAAGAAGUUACAGUAAUGUGAUUGUGUAAAGUGUGCACACCCUUUUAUAAUAAGAGGCGUGGCUUCAGAAAGAACCAAUCACGUUCAAGCUCAUGUUCAAACUGAAUCAUCAUACAACUGUCCUAGAUGAAAUUGUUCUGAUCCACGUCGUCUCGGUUCCGUCUGACCGCUGAAGCCACGCUCUGCCAAGAGCUGAAAAAGCGUGCAAGGCAUCUCGCUUGUCGAAGGCCGUCACCGGCAACUGAAGAAAAUGGAGCACCACAGUGACCACUAAUAACGGGACGUCCGUCCAAAAUUUACAAAAGGACGAGACAAAAACUCACCUGGGAGGCUACCAAGAGACCUACAGUAACGUUAAAGGAGCUGCAGGAAAAUCUGACGAGUUCUGAUUACUCUCUGCAUGUGACGACAAUCUCUCGUAUUCUUCAUGUCUUGGCUACGGGGUAGGGCGGAUAGACGGAAGCACUUUCUCACAAAAAAACAUCCAAGCCCGACUAAAUCACCCCAAACCAUGCGGCAAAGUGUGUUAUGGUCUGAUGAGAUCAAUUCCAAUAAGUAUAAUAAUUCCAUAAUCGCAAAAUUUGUUUGGUGCAAAAAAAAGGCACCACCAAAAGAACACCAUACCCACAGUGAAGCAUGGUGGAGGCAGCAUCAUGCUUUAGGGCUGCUUUUCUUCAGCCAGAACUGGGGUGAAGAACUGGGGUACACCUUUAUCAAGGUGUAGGGGAUCAUGAACAGCUACAAAUACCAGUCGAUUUUAGUGCAAAACCUUCAGGUGUCUGCUAGUAAACUGAAAAGGAAUUUCACCUUUCAGCACGACAACGCCCCAAAGCAUACGUCCAAAUCAACAAAGCAAUGGCUUAACCAAAAGAUUAUCAAUGUUUUUGAAUGGCCUAGCCAGAGUCCAGACCUGACUCCAACUAAAAAUCUGUGGGGUGACCUGAAGCAGACAGGACAUGCCCCUACAUUUCGACGGCUCUAGAGCAAAUAUCGCUAAGUCGAGAUGUUCCACACGGAGUCUCUUACACAGAAAGUUCAAAAGCUGCUUCAACAAAGCAGUAGUUUAGGGGUGUGUACAUUUAUGCAACUGGGUUAUUUUUUUUUAUUUGUAGUCUUUUCUGUUUCUGAUCAUUAUAUUCACUCUAUUUGUACACUUUCGCAUUAAAAGGUGGAAAAGUUCUGACGAUUGAUUGACCUUAGUUUCAUUUUUUUACUUCACCAAAAAAAAAAAAAAAGCCUACCAGUUUAAGAGGAGUGUGUAGACUUUUUAAUCUCCAUUGUGUAUGUGUGGAACUGUUUCUUUCCGCACACUGUUGGCUUGUGUAUGAAUGCCGGCACUUCUAUACUUUAACUGAUGGCAAGCUGUUAAGCGUAGGAUCAACCGGAGGUCAGGCUUCGGCUGAUUAUCGGAGUCCGGAUGAGACUAUAAGGAACUCGAGUGCAUAUAAACGUCUCUUAACAACAUCAACAUCAUCCUCUGUCUAUCUGCUGCAGGCUGCACGAGUUUAAACAGACAAAUAAUGGCAUUUGAUGAACGGUGUGUAGGAGCAGACGACUCCUAACACUAAGUCCUGGUAUUGAUUAGAGCCACUGUCUAGAAGGCUUUGCACAAAAUGUUAAAGAAAAACUUUAAUAAAGCUCUGUGAGGAUUUCGAAGA
This is a messenger RNA of Ictalurus punctatus (channel catfish), 6455 nucleotides long. RefSeq names its product adaptor protein, phosphotyrosine interaction, PH domain and leucine zipper containing 2 (gene appl2). NCBI's taxonomy places the organism in Eukaryota, Metazoa, Chordata, Actinopteri, Siluriformes, Ictaluridae. Bases 815 to 2917 code for a protein of 700 amino acids. The transcript has 21 exons. Gene Ontology annotation, cellular component: cytoplasm; endosome membrane. Gene Ontology annotation, biological process: signaling. The record is from RefSeq and is a predicted model, not a curated record. Gene Ontology annotation, molecular function: protein binding.